Molecule: messenger RNA, 9022 nt
Organism: Echinops telfairi (small Madagascar hedgehog)
Lineage: Eukaryota; Metazoa; Chordata; Mammalia; Afrosoricida; Tenrecidae
Gene: DENND4C
Product: DENN domain containing 4C
Exons: 34
Coding region: 179-6034 (1951 amino acids)
Biological process (GO): regulation of Rab protein signal transduction
Cellular component (GO): cytoplasmic vesicle
Molecular function (GO): protein binding
Source: RefSeq, a predicted model, not a curated record
GGCUGCUGGCGCUGCAGGAGGAGCGGGCGGCAGAGCCUUACGCACCUCAGAGGAGCCCUGUGUCCUUCCAGAGGAUUAGAGGCUGGAAACGUCUACUUCUUGGAGUGAAAAUUGGACAAGAUGUCUGCCUAGGAAGACUUCUUCUACAGACUAGUCAUUUCAUUGAGCAGUAGCAGCCAUGCUAGAAGAUAAAGGGCCCAGAGUGACAGACUACUUUGUUGUAGCAGGCCUCACAGACACAUCGACGCUUUUGGAUCAAGAAAUUAAUCGUUUAGAUACCAAAUCCACCGGACCCAAAGCUCCAAUUACAGACAUUGCUGUUAUUAACACAUCAGCUGGGGAGAAGGUUCCUGAAGGUUACACCUGUGUUGAAGCCACUCCGUCAGCUCUCCAAGCAAACCUGAACCAUGGGAGUCUGAAAAGCCCAGAGCUUUUCCUCUGUUAUAAGAGGGGGAGAGAGAAACCACCUCUGAUAGACAUUGGAGUUCUAUAUGAAGGGAAAGAGAGGCUUAUUCCAGGAUGCGAAGUGAUCCAAGCCACACCCUAUGGUCGCUGUGCCAAUGUCAACAAUAGUUCAACUACUUCACAGAGAAUCUUUAUCACUUACAGAAGGGCUUCUCUGAGUCGGCCCCAGAAUUCUUUGGCUGUAACUGAUAUAUGUGUUAUUGUGACCAGCAAAGGGGAAACCCCUCCUCAUACCUUCUGCAAAGUUGACAAAAACUUAAAUUGUGGAAUGUGGGGCUCCAAUGUGUAUCUGUGUUAUAAGAAGUCUGUGCCUGCCUCUAAUGCAAUAGCAUAUAAAGCCGGUUUAAUUUUUAGAUACCCAGAAGAUGACUAUGAGUCAUUUCCACUCUCAGAGUCUGUACCUCUUUUCUGCCUUCCUAUGGGAGCUACUAUUGAGUGCUGGGAUCCCCAAACCAAGUACCCACUACCAGUCUUCUCCACUUUUGUGCUGACAGGUUCCUCAGCUGAAAAGGUGUAUGGUGCAGCCAUCCAGUUCUAUGAACCUUACUCUCGGGAGCUGCUGGCAGAAAAACAGCUGAUGCAACUGGGCCUGUUGACACCUGUGGAGAGAAAAGUGGUCUCCAAGUCCAUCAAUUCAAAUAAAUGCAUUUGUUUACUCUCACACUGGCCCUUUUUUGAAGCUUUUAAAAAGUUUCUCAUGUUUAUCUACAAACUUUCUGUGUCUGGACCACAUCCUCUUCCCAUUGAAAAGCACAUUUCGCAUUUUAUGCAAAAUAUUCCUUUUCCUUCACCACAAGGACCAAGAAUUCUUGUACAGUUGUCAGUCCAUGAUGCAUUGAUAUUAUCUCAACCAGUUUCUACACCUUUGCCACUAAGUGGAGCCAACUUUAGCACCCUGUUAAUGAACUUGGGCCCUGAAAAUUGCGCAACCCUGCUGCUCUUUGUUUUACUGGAAAGUAAAAUUCUGCUUCAUUCUCUGAGGCCGGCUGUGCUGACCGGCGUCGCCGAAGCAGUUGUAGCUAUGAUCUUUCCGUUUCAGUGGCAGUGCCCAUACAUCCCCCUGUGUCCCCUCUCCCUGGCUGGCGUACUCAGUGCGCCUCUACCCUUCAUAGUGGGUGUGGACUCCAGAUACUUUGACCUUCAUGACCCACCGCAAGAUGUUGUUUGCAUCGACUUGGAUACAAACAUGGUAUAUAUAUCAGACGAGAAGAAGAACAUGAACUGGAAACAGCUUCCCAAAAAGCCUUGUAAAAAUCUCCUUGGCACUUUAAAGAAACUGUGUCCCCAGCUCUGCUCAGUUCACCAGAAAACCCAAGAAGGUUCAGCAGUUGAGAUGACUCCAAUUGAAGCAGAUUUCUCCUGGCAGAAGAAGAUGACCCAACUUGAGAUGGAAAUUCAAGAGGCAUUUUUACGUUUCAUGGCUUCUAUUUUAAAAGGAUAUAGAACAUUUCUCAGACCAAUCACAGAGGCGCCCUCAAAUAAAGCCACAGCUGCUGAUUCGUUGUUUGACCGACAGGGAUUUUUAAAAAGUCGCGAUCGUGCCUAUACAAAGUUCUAUACUCUUUUAUCUAAAACACAGAUAUUUAUUCGUUUCAUUGAAGAGUGCAGUUUUGUAAGUGAUAAAGAUACAGGACUGGCAUUUUUUGAUGACUGCAUAGAAAAGUUGUUUCCUGAUAAAGGCACAGAAAAGACAGAUAAGGUUGAUUGUGAUUUAGCAGAAGAUACCAAAUUGAUGGAGUUAGAUGAUUCACAGAAAAGUGAGCACACUGUCUUCAUAACGCCACCAGAACCACCUGCCGAGGACGGGAAGGACCUCUCACCUAAGUACAGUUACAAAUACUUUCCAACACUGGACCUUAAGCUUUUUGACAGACCACAGGAGUUGAAACUUUGUUUUAGUAGACAUCCUACUGGAAAUAGCGUUACAAACAGCCCCGCUCUCAUGGCUAAGAGAACUAAACAGGAAAUAAAGACAGCUCACAAAUUGGCCAAGAGAUGUUUUACAAAUCCACCACAGUGGGCCAAGUGUCUGUUCAGUCACUGUUACAGCUUGUGGUUUAUCUGCCUCCCUGCCUAUGUCAGAGUUUCGCAUCUCAAGGUCCGAGCACUUCAGGAGGCAUAUGAUGUGCUUAUUAAGAUGAGAAAAACCGACGUGGACCCACUGGAUGAGGUGUGCUAUCGAGUAGUAAUGCAGCUCUGUGGACUUUGGGGCCACCCCGUUUUAGCAGUGAGAGUCCUGUUUGAAAUGAAAACUGCUAAGAUAAAGCCAAAUGCCAUUACAUAUGGUUACUAUAAUAAGGUCGUUUUGGAGAGUGCCUGGCCUAGCAGUACCCGCAGUGGUAUCUUCUUAUGGACGAAGGUACGGAAUGUGGUGCGUGGCUUGGCACAGUUCAGACAGCCACUUAAAAAGACUGUGCCCAAGGCACAGGUCUCCUCCGUGUCAGCUCCACGGGGUACUGCCGGCGGGAGUGACGGGGACACGCUGAGCCAUGGUAGUGUGGAUAGUUCGACUGACGCCAACAGUGGGGAGCACACGGUCUUCGUGAGAGACCUCAUCAGUCUGGAUUCCUCUGGUACCCACUCUAGCACAGGUGGCCAGUCGGACCAGGGCUAUGGGUCUAAGGAUGAACUGAUAAAGGGUGAUGCAGAAGUUCCUGUGCCUGAAGAAGAUGCAGCCACGCAAUCGACCGCCAACAUGAAAGUGCACACAGAGGCAGGCGACAGCCCCCACACUGUGACAGAGCAUUCACAAGCUAGUCCUGAGCCACAGAGUCCUCCCGAGCCUCCUGUGGGGGGCAGCAGCAUCGUCAAGUCUCCAUCUGGGAUAUUCGAGAUCCACAGCAGGAAAAAUAGCUCAGGUAAUCCACCGAAUGUGCUAUUUUCUACUGAAGACCCCGUGGAAGAUUCCACGUUUGGCGCAGCUAGUGGUCUGAAGAAGACCAGUGACCGAGGAGAAAAAAGACAGAAGCAUUUUGCAGAGCGGAGCUGUAGCUUCAGCUCUGAGAGUCGAGUCGGGAUGCUGCGGAAGAAAAGCAGCCUGGAUUUGAACUCGAGUGAAAUGGCCAUCAUGAUGGGAGCAGAUGCCAAGAUUCUGACCGCUGCAUUGACGUGCCCCAAGACGUCUCCGCUUCAUCUCUCCAAGACCCAGAGCUUCGAGUACCCUAGCUGCCAUCCAGCCGACUGUAGGACUCGUGGGUCUGAGAGCCCGUGGGAAGCAGAGCACAGGGCGCGGCCUGUGCUGGAGAUGCUUGAGGAGGGCCGGGAGCUCCUGGAACCCACGGUCAGGGAUGAAACUCCCACAGCCACGGAUGCCCGAAACGGCCUGCAGCAGGAGAGUAAUAAUAGGGAUCCGUGCAGAGACCUCCAAGCAGAGGCCGGAGACGCAGGAACUAAGAGGCACAGUUUUGGCAGUGUGGUUAAAACUGUCGAAAGGGAAGAUGUCGAGACUGGUUUGGAUCCUCUGUCUCUCUUGGCCACCGAGGAGACAGGAGCAAAAACACCUGAUUCAGAAGAUAAAACGUUUUCUCCCACUAUUGCGCGGAAUCUAGCUGAUGAAAUCGAAAGCUACAUGAACCUAAAAAGCCCCCUGGGGAACAAGUCUUCCAGCAUGGAGUUACACGGAGAGGCGGCCAGCACGGCGUCGGUUCACCCUCUGGAGAGAAGCUCCAGCCUGCCCUUAGAUCCCGGGCUGCCAGCGGAGGAGCGUCCUGAAAACGAGAAGAGCUCCCCUGUAGUGUCCAGGUCUAAAACCUUCGCUGGGCGCUUCAAGCAGCAGACCCCCCCUCGAUCGUACAAAGAUCGCUCACCUUCUUUAUCCGCAUUUGUGCGCUCCUCCCCUCACGGCUCCCUGGGCUCUGUAGUAAAUUCUCUGUCGGGCCUAAAGCUGGAUAACAUACUCUCAGGACCCAAGAUCGAUGUCCUGAAAUCCAGUAUGAAGCAGGCUGCCACAGUAGCCAGUAAGAUGUGGGUGGCAGUAGCGUCUGCCUACAACUACUCAGAUGAUGAGGAGGAACCUAGUAGAGAUUACAGCUUCCCAGCUGGCCUAGAAGACCAUAUUUUGGGAGAGAACAUAUUGCCUAACACGAGUAUUUCAGGCUUGGUCUCCAGUGAACUUACCCAGAGCAACACAAGCCUUGGCAGCAGCAGCAGCAGUGGAGAUGUAGGAAAGCUGCACUACCCAGCAGGUGAAGUUCCAUAUCCAAGAGGCAUAAAAGGGCAGGAUUUUGAAAAAUCAGAGCAGGGAUCUUCUCAAAAUACUAGCAUGUCUAGCAUCUAUCAGAAUUGUGCAAUGGAGGUUUUGAUGUCAAGUUGUUCCCAGUGCAGAGUUUGUGGAGCUUUGGUUUAUGAUGAAGAGAUUAUGGCUGGAUGGACUGCCAAUGAUUCUAAUCUGAACACCACCUGUCCGUUCUGUAAAAGCAAUUUCUUGCCUCUUCUCAACGUAGAAUUUAAAGACUUGAGGAACUCUGCAAGCUUUUUCUUGAAACCAAGUACCUCUGGUGACAGUUUACAGAGUGGCAAUGUCCCAUCGGCCACUGACCCCCUGGAGCACAAACCCGUCUCCAGUGCUGCAGAAACUGACUUGAUGACCUUCCUGGAUUUGCCAAAACACACCCAGACCAUAACUGAAGAAGCGAGCUCUGCAGCUGAAUCAAGUGGUGAACUAACGAGCACCAGUGGAGGUGAUGUCCAAAUGACGACCGUGUCUGCAGCUCCCAACAGCUCAUCAAAGAGAAGUAUAUCUUUGACUCGAAGCCACAGUGUUGGAGGCCCCUUGCAAAACAUUGAUUUUUCCCAGCGACCGUUUCAUGGCAUUUCAACCGUUAGUCUUCCAAAUAGUUUGCAGGAAGUUGUGGACCCUUCAGGGAGUAGGCCGAAUCCUCCCCCGGUGUCUGUGCCCUACCUGAGUCCUUUAGUGCUUCGUAAAGAACUCGAAUCUCUGCUGGAAAAUGAAGGGGAUCAGGUGAUUCACACGUCCUCUUUCAUCAAUCAACAUCCGAUCAUAUUCUGGAACCUCGUUUGGUAUUUCAGACGUUUGGACCUACCUAGUAACUUGCCAGGACUUAUCCUCACCUCCGAACAUUGCAAUGAAGGUGUCCAGCUCCCUCUGACGUCUCUGUCCCAGGACAGCAGACUUGUGUAUAUCCAGCUGUUGUGGGAUAAUGUCAAUCUCCAUCAGGAACCAGGAGAACCGCUCUAUGUGUCAUGGAGGAAUCUUAAUUCUGAGAGGAAGCUGUCCCUCCUGUCGGAGGAGCACCAAGCAACGAGCACGUUAGUGGACCGCAUCAGGCAGAGCAUUCAGCACAAUGAUGUUCUGAAGCCCAUCAGCCUGCUUUCACAGCACUUGAAACCAGACACGAAAAGACAAAGGAGCUUAUACAGAGAAAUCCUUUUCUUAUCAUUAGUAUCCCUUGGAAGAGAGAAUAUUGAUAUUGAGGCAUUUGACAACGAGUAUGAACUUGCAUAUAGAAAUCUAUCUUCGGAGAUUGUUGAAAAGUUGCAGAAAAUUGAUGCUCCCCCAAGUAGCAGCGUGGAGUGGUGCAGGAAGUGCUUUGGUGCACCUCUUAUUUAAAGAGAUGAACUCCCUUCUGGGGAUAAUACGUAAUGAAUUGUAAUUCAGACCGAAUCAUCUUGCAAUGUAAAAUGUCCCAGGACUUACUGACAUUGAAGACUUCUUAUGUCAACUUCUGAAGUUUCUCAAACUCUGCUGAAAACCAAUUUCGUAUUCGCUGGAUCUUGAUAAGAAGCCAUACUCCUUAUCCUAAGCAUUUUGUUAAUAAUGUAGUUGGAGCUACUGGGUGUGGGGAAUGGCAAAUCAGUGUAAAGAUGCCUAGCCCAGAAAUGAACUUUCUCAAUUAUAAGAGCAACUAUUUGUGUUUGUGUAUAUAAAGGUUUGUGGCUGUGUAGAUAUGUGUGGAUACAGCCACAUUAUAAGUGUAUAUUUAUUGAAAUUUAGAUUGCAUGUUGCAAUGCAGUUUUCUGAAAGGGGUCUUAUUGACUGUUAAAGAAAUGGCUACACUAAACUGGUCUGUAGUCAGUCAUCUCAAAAUUACCUGGAAGUCUGCUGGCAACUGCCGUGCCUCUGGCUUUAAAUUUAAUAUAUACUUUACUUUCAUGUUAUGUUUACUUAAUGGAUUGUUUUGAAUAUCGUUACUUCCUCACAUCAUUUCCCAAGACCAUGUUAGUUUGCUUUAAAUCUUCAAAAUUGGAAUGAGCCAGUGAAAUAGUAAAAUGAAUUUGGCAACGUAAUUUAUAAGUUUAAUUGAACCAUGCUUAAAAUGCAGUUGAUUUUUGACCUAAAAGCUUUGUCCAGACACACAAAUCCUUGCUCUUGCUCACUUUUGAAAACCUGUGGGAUAAACUUGCACUGCAGUUUUAUUCAUGUAUGAUACUUAGUCUGUAUGCCUGUGAGUGAAAAUGCACAUCUGUAAAUAAUAUUUUUUAGAUUGAAUCAAUUAAGCUGUAAAACUUAAAGCUUGUUGGGCUUGUCGUCAGUAGGUGUAAUCGUGACGUCAGCGCGUUUCAUUUAGACCUUUAUCAUGUCUUUUUGUUCAAAACGUCCUUAGAAGCAGCAGGUUUGCCUUGGCUCAUUCUCGGGAAAACCAGUAGUGGUGUGUGGAGAUGGUGUUGUUAGGUCCAUCUGCUGUCACACAUUAGCUGUUGACUAAAACAGUUCAUAAACAAGACAACUACUGGGCAAUACAAUCUAGUAGCACAACCACCCCCAGCCCAACCCACCCUGCCUCCUGGUGUAACCUAUGUAAAGUUCCUGUGCUCCUUCACUGUGGGGCCAGAAGAGCAGCAGUGUGAAGAGUCAAAGUGAAGGACUUGUCAGAAAUCAUGUACAGUUCUCAUUACUUCACAAUGGACCCUCUGCACUGACUCGUUUUCUGAAUAUCAAUUUUUGCAACUAAGAUUUGGCACUAGUUUUAAUACUUACCCUAAAGAAAAGCUUGGCAUUCACAUAGCAAUAUUAGAUUUAAACCCUCCCCCCCAAAAUAGAGAUUAAAUAAAAUGUAUAAUUUUGAGUUUACUGUGAUUGUGUGGCAUUAGUAAUCUGUCCAUUCCUUUGAAGUCUUCAUAAUGAACUAAGUUAUUAGCAUAGUACUUGUUUGUGGCUUUAAAAAAAUAAUCUUUAAUGAAGAAAUCCUUAAACACUAUGAUGUAUCAUUUGCUUUAACUACCAAAGAACUCUACCAUCUUGUUUAGAACGUGUGCUUUCAUCAUAACACAUACAUUCUGUAGUAACUAUGUAACAUUUAAAGUAACUUAAAAAUUUUAAGAUGUCUUGCAAACCUUGGAAAAAUUCUAUAUAAAAUUUGCAUCAGGCAGUUGAGAAGUUUAGAUCAGCAACAUUGCUUUCCUUCAGACCUGUUUAUAUCUUGGAAACAUUAACAUGUUGGUGUCCAGGUCUGACCCACCACAAGGGUCACCAACUGCCCUUGAGACCAUCCUGAUUCAGAGUGGCCAUACCAACAGCUCCAUAGCUUCCAUGGCUACACAUCUUGAGGGAAGGAUGCUGCAUCUUUCUCCUAUGGAGCACCUGGUGGGUGUGAACCACCAGACCUUUUGGUUAGCAUCCUGCUUAAUCCACUGUGCACACCACAUUGUAUCUAUGGUGAGAAUUAGAAAUUGACUCCUACUUGAGUACUGGAAGCAGUCUUGAGCCAGUUGCUUAGUAUAACCAAAUUUGAUUACUGGCCAUGAUGAGAAAGUUCGAUUAAGAACACCUUUGUGUUUAAUGUGCCCACACUCCAUUCUCAAUAGAAAAGCAAGUAGUUUGCACUUGUGCAUCAGUGUGGAGCAGGUCCUGGUUUGGUUUUCAGGACAUUAAAAGUUGGCUUUGUUGCUAGUUAACUUUUUAAAAUGCUGUUGCCCCCUGUAGCUUAACAUUUCACAAUUUCAGCUUAUUAACAUCAGUUGCUAGAUUUACCUGUAUCAACUUUGUAACUCCAUGCAUGAAGUGGCAGUGUGGGAACCUCGGUGUAGGAACUGGCCAUUAGCCUCACCUGGGAGCAGCUUAGAAAUUGUGGACUCAGGGCCCCAUGCAGGAACCUACUGAACCAUGACCUGCCUUGCACCAGUCACAUGUCUGAAUUUUGGUUGUCUCAGCGACUUUAAAAUUACACUCGUGGUUAAGCACAUUCUUUAAAUGAAUUUUCUCCCUACCUUUAAAGCCUAUUGUGCCUUCUUUUCAGGAUCUUGUCUGGAAAUGCUGAGAUUUCAAUUACUACAGAAAGCUGACGUGGUACUCUCACUGUGCACGCUUUGUUGGCGCAGGUGUUUGUCUAUAAAAGCAGUCAACUUUUCAGGGUGUAGAAGAGUGAAAGCAUAGAAAAGCUAACAAUUCACUAGUUGAAAAGCUUUGUUAAUGCAAUAAAUUUGCACUGGUUUAAAAGAAGCUUUGUGAACUUAAAAUGGUAUCCAUUAACUAUGCUUUAACAAAAUUUUUUUUACUAUGACAAAUGUCCAUCUUCACAAGGGCACUUUUCAUGUAUUAAAUUUUGUAUAGAUGUUUUUAAAAAGCUUAUAUUCUUCAAAAUAAAGCAUACAAAAGAUU